Messenger RNA from Diaporthe batatas, 3416 nucleotides. RefSeq lists its product as uncharacterized. NCBI's taxonomy places the organism in Eukaryota, Fungi, Ascomycota, Sordariomycetes, Diaporthales, Diaporthaceae. The record is from RefSeq and is a predicted model, not a curated record. The transcript has 5 exons. The coding region runs from base 317 to 2995 and encodes 892 amino acids.
CAGAAAUGGUCCUUUGCGGCGGCGUCAUGUUGAAAAUAUACCUAGGUAGGUACUUACCUAGAUCGUCAUCGUCAUCAUUGACACUGGAGGCGGACACAGGGACAUCGUACUCCGUACUCCGUACCUGCCAUGCCUGCCAUGCCUGCUUACCUAAGGCACUUGGGCUUCAUCCAACGUCAAAUUUCAACCAGCACUUGGGCGAGGCCUUCAAUGCUCUGACCUCCAUGUCGUGCACCCGCACCCCCACGCCAUCUCGUCCGCCCGGCUCAUCUGGUCGACACCACAGCCCCUGCAUGUUGUUCCCUCGGCGACUGAAAUGACAUUGUCAUUUUUGCGUUCUUGGCGCCGUGCAACAUGUGACAACCUCAUCACCAGAAUAGGCCUGGCCUCACGGGCAUCCGCACCUGCUCGACCGAGCCGUCGCUUAACCACCCAGGCGGUAUGGCCACGAGAACUAUGUCGGGCACCGGCUCGACAUCUUCCCCACAGUCCUGUGGAAUGCCAGAAAUCAUCAGGACCCACCAUCCCGAGGCUUUAUUCCCAUCAGGCCACCGCCAAGGACAGUGAUGCGGCCGCGCUGUCUUUAGCACCUGAUGGAGCAGUGACCUCCUUUCAAAGAAGAAGGUUGCGCGCGAGACAGAGUAUUGCUGCUCAGGCAAACCCUUCUCAAGAUUCAGCUGUCAGGGCUCCUCGAAAAAGGCCAAAUAAAAAAUCUCAACCCCACAAUGCCCGUCGUCGAAUGAUCGAACGGUUCUUCGAGACCUGGGGUCCAGUCGAGGCUGCUGAUGUUGAGCACUUGCAAGCGGUGCAGGCCGCUGUGGAGGCAGCUAAGAAGGCCGAGGAUCUUGCACGCUGGGCCGAGAAGUCUACUGAGGCAGCGUCAGCUGCUUUCGCAUCAUCCCAUCAGGCUUUGGCCAUCCAGUUAGCAGAUGCAGCCAGGACAGAGGCUGAUAUUGCUGCUCUGGACGCCGAGCACAAGGCCCAGCUUGCCGCAGACAAAGAAGAAGCGGCCGAAGCACUCAGAACGGAGACGAGGGUCCGCCUCGAAAGACAAACACCUUUCUUGGUUGAGGACCGCUCGAGGUCCGGCUUGGAAAACAAAUUGAAGGGUUUGGUGACAACCUCGUGCCGAAUAUGUCAUGCGCCGCACCCCCUUACUAAAUGCCCCCUUCUGUUCCCGGCCCUGGAUCGUGAAGAAAGCGUGGUUCAUCCAAUACAUCGACAUCUUUUCAACGACAAGUUGGCACUCAACAACAAGUUCCACGAGAGCAUAGAUUUCAUCCAGUCUAAAUUCAAGGUCCCCACUGGCAGCGGGCGAUUUCGCGGGACCAGUGUUAUACCAUUGCAUUCGAGCGUCACCCGUGAUGCGCCAGGCUUGGCCAUAAAAAUGCUUCAGGAGUUUGAUCAUAGUGUAUUCUUCAGGCAAAUUAUGCGUCAAAAAAGCCACCCUAGCCCAGCUAGAGCUCCUGUUGGGACCAAGUUGGAGCUACAAGCGGGCCACUAUAUCACCAAGGACGAUGAUGGCAGGACCUUCGGCAUCUACUGGCCUAUAAAUGCACCGGCCGACAUUGCCACUGAUCCGCGCUUUUUGCCCGAGGUUCAGAAAAUCCGGUCUUUCGUAACUGAAUGGGGUAAGGGAAAAAAGGCGCGCUACGGCCAGGACCCUUUCAGCGACAUGCCGUCGAUUGACAUCGUCUUUUGCGUCGGUCGAUGGCACAGAACUCGGCGUGGUUCUGAUGACAUGAACCGAGCAGUGCUCUCAUUGUGGAUCAGCAACGAGGAAUUGUGGAAGCAGGGUCUGUACUACAAGGGAAUCCACAUCGGCACGAAAGACGACGAGAUCACCAGCGAGUAUGACUGGUGGUCCUAUGGCCGUCCCGAAAUGCAUGGCAGCCCAGUCAUUGACCUACGCGGCACACCAGUACCAUCGUCAACUUCAGAGAUGCGUUUGAUUGACGCCAGGAACCUGUUGCGGGCGAACUUGCGGAGCGUUGAAGAAAGUAUGCCGUCCAUCCCGGCCCAGUCUUCUAGUUUGGGUAAACCAGAAUUGCUGGCGCAGUUGGACUACGACAUGUACCUACGCCGUGCCGGACGUCGAGUCAAAGAAAAGUACGGCCGUGGCAGUGUUCAGAGCCGUCUCCAGAAAAGAAUCUUGCGUGGUCCAAUCCGCGUCAGCGCAGUGGGCCGCUUUUACCCGCAGUGGGAGCCGUCGUGGGAGAUGAUGAUCAAUCCGGACCAACACACACAAGCGCUUGACGCCCAGAAGCCUAGCCCCCUUUUCAGAACGCUUCGAAGACGGCGGCUCCUCCGAACUCCUCGCCCUCCUCCGGCCUCCGACUCUCCGUCCACGGAACAUCCGCCACGGGUCAUCUCCAAGUCUCCUUCCACCGAAACUCCGCCAUGGGCACGGGAUUACCGAAUGAGGAGCAUCAUGUCCCCUGACACCGCUCCCGGAACAGCGGCCGCAGGCAGCGGUGUCGAACCCCCGCCGGUGGACGCAGUGUCUACCCCCAGCGCUUCUUCCUCUCAGCAAAAGACCCCCGGGUUCCAGAUCAGGCGGACCCGGUACGCUGCCUACACUGGCAGCUAUAACAUGACCCCCAGCUCCGAGACCGAGGCAACCCCAACACGGCAACGCCGGCCGUUCAGGAGGACCAGGAAGGCUCAGGAGCAGCCGCCGCCGCGCAGCCCAACACCCCGGGCGGAAGAACUCCCCACCACGCCCGAGCCUGCCCCCGAGGCGGCAGCUGACGGCCCCGAGGCGGAGAAACCCCUGGUUCGCCGCCAGGCGUCAAGACCCUCGAAGCUCCGGGGGUUACGCGGCCCGGGGAGCCGGCUGGCGGAGAUCCUCCGCGGCCUCGACUUUGACAAUCUUAGGCUUAGGCCCGAGCCAGGGGAAGCGCGCGAGCGACCAAGGUAUCACAGCAGGCAUUUGAAUAUUCACAAAGGCAGGCCCCGCCAGGAGUCUGCCGUGCCCGAUGUUGGAGAUGCGUAGAACGGACAUCGUAUGGACGGGGACGGGAACAUGGACGGUGAUUCUUCUUGAUGAUACCCCUACAUCGGCCUGCUUCUCGCCGAUGGCGCAGGCGUGGGUUGUGAGCGUUGGCACUGGGCGGUGCCUGGGCUAUCUGGUCGGGCCGGCCGGCGUCUUUUGUCAAUGUAUAUAGGCUGUGAGGGCGGCAUGGCAGUGGCGGCAGCCCUCGGGGCACAAGACGCACCUUGUUGGGUCGCUGGAAGCCUCCCAAUAGGUGAUACUGUACAUAUAUACCACCGGAGUUGCAGGCCCGCGUGCAAAGUGCAUGUUUGCACCUCAACUGGGACAGUGAGGUACCAGCCACUUGAUUGUCAUGCGGUUCCGAGUGACCACCACGCGGUCGUUGCAGAGUCCAAAUACAAUGAGCAUACUUACCAUGUCA